AACAAAAAUGAGCGAGGACAAAAUAUUACGUUCAAAACAUGAGCCAAUUAUUAGUAAAUUUAAUGUUACCGGCUCAUAUUUAUGGGAUAAAUUAUCUAAGCUAGAUGAUAAAUUUGUUUGUUUGAUCGAUGCUGUAACCGAUGAAAGUCUAACAAUUGGUGAACUAAAAAAACGGGCCAACAGUCUGGGGGUAGCACUGGUCAAUCGGGGGGUAACCAAACGUGAUCUGAUAGCCAUAUCGGGUCAAAAUUCUAUACAACACGCGGUCAUUAGGUUUGCCAUCAAACUAUUGGGCGUAACAUUUAUGCCGUUGAGUCCAACAUUUCAAGCCUAUGAAGUGGACAGGGAGGUCAGGGAUGCUAACUGUACUAUAGUUAUGACAUCAGCCGAAGAUUUACCUAAAUUUGAUACACUAGUAGUCAAUAGUAAUGAUGAUAAACAACAACAACAAGGGUUAUCAAUAAAACUUGUUGUAGUAUUUGAUGGCAAUUACAACACCGAUAACAACACCGACACCGAUAUGUUUGUAACGUAUGACCAGCUGCUGGCCGACGGCCGUGACGAUAGACUAACUAAAAUACCCUAUUUUGAUGUACAACCCGAUACCGACCAACUGUUUCUCGUACAUACAUCCGGUAGUACUGGCCGUCCGAAAUGUGCGGAAAUACCGCACAGGAUGUUCAUACAGGCAGCUGAGGAACGGGAAAAAUUUGUAACCCUAGAGGACACACCCACGACUAUCAAUUUGCUACCCUACCCCCUGGGUCACAUAAGCGGUACUGCUUGGCUACCCAUUCAACUGAGUAAAGGUCACCGCUUGAUACUGAUGGGCCGUUUCGAUGAACGGGUAUUGUUUCGAUCGGUCGAGAAAUACGGGAUCAAUGUUUUGCCAACGUUUCCCAGUUUUGGUCGCCGUCUAAUUGAAAGUGAUUGUGUGGAUAGGUAUGACCUGUCAAGUCUACGUGUGGUUAGUUCAGGCGGUGCUGCCUUUCCCGGUAAUAUUGCCAAAGAGAUUAUCGCGAAAUAUGGUGUCAAAUUUAAGGAAGGCUACGGAAUGACCGAAUUUCUAUGGGUAACCAAUGGGUCGGAUAUUAACGAUGACUUUCAAUCGGGUAAUUUGGGUACACCGGCACCGGGAUGUGAAUUGAAAUUUGUCGACUUGACCAGUGGUCAAGCACUGGGACCCGACACCGAUGGUGAACUACUGGUCAGAAGUUUGACGGGUCGUUGUUUUUCAGGCUAUCUCAACAACGACAGGGCCUAUCAGGAGGCUAUCGAUGCGGACGGUUGGUACCGAACUGGCGAUAUCGGUCACUAUGACAACAGGGACCGGGUGUUCAUUGUUGGACGUAUUAAGGAAGUACUCAGGAUUGGUGUCGACAAUCAUUAUGUUAAUAUAAGUCCCGUAGAAAUUGAACAGUUUUUGUUGACCCAUCCGGCCGUCAGCGAAGUUGCCGUUAUAGGUGUCAACAAUUCAGUCGGCACUCAUUGGCCCCGGGCUUAUGUGGUCAUCAAAAAUGGACACUUAGUUACCGCCGAUGAUAUACAGAAGUUUGUUUCAGAUACUAUGGCUUAUACUAAACAAUUGAAAGCCGGUGUUGUGUUUGUCGAUAGCAUUCAUCGGACAUCCAUCGGGAAAGUCGACCGAAACUAUUAUAGAAAUCUAAUUAAAAAUGAAAUAAUUGAUUAAUAAUUAUCUAAAUUAUUGUUUGUUUUUUGUUUUUUUUAACAAAUUUUGUUGUUGUUGUUGAUUGUGAUGUGAUUUGAUUGAUAUUUUUAUCAAAAUGUUCAAAAAUAAUAAUAAUAAUAAUAAU
This is a messenger RNA of Oppia nitens, 1814 nucleotides long. RefSeq lists its product as uncharacterized. NCBI's taxonomy places the organism in Eukaryota, Metazoa, Arthropoda, Arachnida, Sarcoptiformes, Oppiidae. The coding region runs from base 8 to 1690 and encodes 560 amino acids. The transcript has 4 exons. Gene Ontology annotation, molecular function: CoA-ligase activity. The record is from RefSeq and is a predicted model, not a curated record.